ACUUUGUGGGGUCUCUCAGCAGUUGAGAAUCUAGUGAUGGCUUCUUCGUUGACUGGGUUGUUGUUUUUGGCCCUCUGCACAUUGACCUACAGUCAGUGGCCACCACAAUCGUCUGUCCCGAUUGCAGGUGGGCCCUUGCCAUCGCUGGGAGUGGGACUGGUGACACCAGCGCCACUGCCAACGCUUUCACAGGACUUGGAAGAAAUCAUACGUCUUAUACAAUUCAAACCAAUUAAGCAACUCGUUUUGCGUUACCUAUUGAACGAUGCGGAGUUCCAGGCAUUUGUGAGAAUUAUAAAUAGCCAGUCGGGAUUCACUGCACGCUGGCGUUUGUUGUCCCAGCCCGAAUUGAUUCAAUUUUUGCAAUGGGUUGACCAACAGCUGGUUGCCUCUGGCGGUGGUUCAUUUGAGUUUGAGGAAAAUGAAUUGGGCAUUAGCCUAUGGAAUCGUUAUCCAUAUUGGUCGGGUUCAGUGCUUGGCUGGCGUGGAUUCUUAAGCGAACUGCAACUCUAUUUUCCCCAGUAUGCCAUACGGGGUCUCAUCGAAGCCAAGGUACUGCAGCGUGGUAUCUUUUCACAGUUCUGGACACGCAUGCAAGCCUUACAAGGCGUCUACGAACGCUGGUUGACUUGGCCCGACACCAUUUCCGUGCUGGAUCAACUACACGCUGCUGGCAUAGACAAAAAUCAAUUGGAUGGCAUAAUACGCGAACUCUUUGGUUGGAGUCCAAGUGUGGCAACGACGAAUGGCACCACAACCGCUGCAACUCCAGCAGCUCCAACACAGAGUCCAGCUGCUGUUCUGCCUCCAGCUAAUCAUCCAUUAGGAAUUUAGUUUCCACAAACAUCUCAUAUUUGAGUAAUACAUAUAUAUCUAUUAUAUAUUUGUUUUAACCAUUGAAA
Drosophila willistoni is the source of this 902-nucleotide messenger RNA. RefSeq lists its product as uncharacterized. The coding region runs from base 37 to 834 and encodes 265 amino acids. The record is from RefSeq and is a predicted model, not a curated record. Lineage: Eukaryota; Metazoa; Arthropoda; Insecta; Diptera; Drosophilidae. The transcript has a single exon.